Molecule: messenger RNA, 840 nt
Organism: Capsella rubella
Lineage: Eukaryota; Viridiplantae; Streptophyta; Magnoliopsida; Brassicales; Brassicaceae
Exons: 1
Coding region: 118-669 (183 amino acids)
Source: RefSeq, a predicted model, not a curated record
CCAAACUCACAAAUCACACACUCUUCUUCUUCUGAUCAUCAGAGAAAACGAAACCCAUUUCUCAAAAUCCCAACUUUUCCAAAAACUCAACUCGGAAAAAAUCUCAAAACAUCAGUCAUGGGUUUCAUUUCUUCUUCUUCACCAGUAGAAGAAUCUCAUUACCAUACUCACAAGAUCUUCCUUUUCUCCAACUACAUCCUUCUCGGUGCCGCUUCGAGCUGCAUCUUUCUCACUCUCUCUCUCCGUCUAAUCCCUUCAGUCUGCGGAUUCCUACUCAUCCUCCUCCACGCAACCACCAUCGCCGCCGCUGUCUCAGGCUGCGCCGCCGCUUCCUGCGGGAGAAACCGGUGGUACGCUGCUCACAUGGUUGCCACCGUGCUCACAGCUAUAUUCCAAGGCUCUGUCUCUGUUCUCAUCUUCACCAACACUUCUAAGUUCCUCGGGAGUCUCAAGUCGUAUGUGCGUGAGGAAGAUGCUGCUGUGAUUUUGAAACUCGGUGGUGGCCUUUGUAUUGUGAUCUUUUGUCUUGACUGGGUCGUUCUUGUCUGUGCUUUCUUCUUGAAGUACUAUGCUUAUGUCGAUGGUGGUGAUGGCAUUGCAAUGAAGAGAACUGGUAAGGUUCAGAGUGAGGAGAAUCCCAAGGACUGGCCAUGGCCGUUCCAAGUUUGAAGAUUAGUGUCUUUUUGUUGUUUCUGGUGAGAAAUGUUGAGUGAGAUCAAUAUCAAAUGUUGGUUUUUGAUCUGUUUCGGUUGCUAUUAUUGUGAUUUGUUCAUUUGUUUUUUUGAGUGUUUGAUGUAAUUCGUCAAUGAUCUAUUACAUAUAUAUAGUCUUUUCCUAUGA